Molecule: messenger RNA, 371 nt
Organism: Funneliformis geosporum
Lineage: Eukaryota; Fungi; Glomeromycota; Glomeromycetes; Glomerales; Glomeraceae
Source: the annotation of a GenBank genome assembly
ACCUUAUGUCAGAAAAUCGAAAAGUCUAUACACUUGCAAAGGUUGUUAUACGAAAAUCUUGUUCACAUAAAAAUCAAGCACAAGUGCAAAAACCUAUUGCGGAUAGUCACACAAAUUCCACCGAGGAUAAAAACAGAGAAAGUAAUAGUAUGACAGCAGGUUUUCAGCAUAAGAACGGAAGAUAUCUGACGUACAGCGUUGAUGGUAGGGUGCAUUUGACAGAAUUACCUGGAAGUAUGAAACCAGAAGGUCCUUUUACUUCCUUUGGGUUUGUUAUCAAUAAAAGUUCAGAAUCUUAUUUAUUUGUAAAAGGCGUUAAUAAAUCAGAAAAAAUUAAAAACAUACAUGAACGAAUCCAUCCUACACGCUAA